Molecule: messenger RNA, 2968 nt
Organism: Anopheles coluzzii
Lineage: Eukaryota; Metazoa; Arthropoda; Insecta; Diptera; Culicidae
Product: proton-associated sugar transporter A-like
Exons: 5
Coding region: 733-2577 (614 amino acids)
Biological process (GO): transmembrane transport
Cellular component (GO): membrane
Molecular function (GO): sucrose:proton symporter activity
Source: RefSeq, a predicted model, not a curated record
CCGACCGUUCAGUGUGCGGCAGAUAACCGGCUGGUGCAGGCACGGGUGCAGCUUCUUCGCCUAGGGCGUAACAAUUCGGCGAGUAAGAUCGCGCGCGUACAAUCCAGUUUCCAGCUAGUGUUUCGAAUUGAGUUCUAUUUUGAGAUCCAAUUUCUCGGUUUUUUUCAAGAACUUGUGUCCUUGAAGAAGCUUUUCCGUGUAGUGAUCUCUCUUUCUCUCUCACACUUUCCGCCUAAGUGUGUAUCAAAGUGAAUUUCCCUCCGCUUUAGUGGAUGGGAAUAGUGAUUCCUUACUCAAUCUCCACGUGACGAGCAGGCUUGAAAAAGGCUCCUCCAGGCCACCAUUUUGCCACUGCCGGGACUGCUGUUGCGCUGCUGUGUGUGAAAGUUAUGUGCAAACCGACCACGGUCCUCGUUCCCUGCAAAACCAGACGUCUGGACGCAUUGAGCCGUCACCAGUGCAGUGGAAGAACAUUAUCGAGUAGUUCAGAGGGCGCUGAAAAGCCGUGAACAGCUUUUCGAAUUUUUGGGUGACCAAAAGUGACAAAUCAAAAAGCGACCCAAAGUCUUUAAGAAGUCUUUGAAGAUAGUGUGUGACAUCUCUCUCUCUCUCUCUCUCUCUGUGAAGAAGGAAACAGAUCCGAGCGCAGGUUCGUCGUCACAGCCGGGCACGAGCAAGGCAGGCAGCUCCAAAAAGCACAAUCACAGUCUCUCGCUACAGACCAGCCUCACGAUGGUGGCCGGCGCAGGCGGCAGUAACUUCCACUCCGAGUUCCGGAACGAUCCGGUCGUGAAGGAGAUGCGCCAAAUACGGGAGGAGAAUGCACGGCGCCAGAAGCACGACUACUCGCACGUAUUUCGCAACAAAUCUCGGUUCGAUUUCAUUAGAAUCUCAGCAGUGAUCAUGGGCAUGGAGUUUGUCUACUCGGCCGAGACGGCCUUCGUCUCACCGAUCCUGCUCAGCAUCGGCAUCGAGCAUCAGCUCAUGACCAUGGUGUGGGGCAUCUCGCCCCUGAUCGGCUUCUUCCUAUCGCCCGUUAUCGGUUCCGUCAGCGAUCGGUGCCGGUCGAGGUUUGGGCGUCGCCGGCCGGUACUGUUUGCGCUCGGCGUCGGUUUGAUAACGGGCUGCAUAUUGGUACCGUACGGUCGGAACAUUGGCGCGUGGUUUGGAGAUUUGGGCGAAUAUGUGGACGAUCCGGCCAACACGAUCAAUGGGGCGGCCGCCCUGAUCGACAUUAACGGGACGGUCGUGUCGGAUGCGCUACGGUCGUACAAUUUCUACCGCAUCGAGGAGCAGAUUGCGGAGCAUCGGACCGACUACCGGUGGGCGAUCGUGAUCACCAUCAUCGGCACGAUCCUGACUGACUUUAAUGCGGACAACUGUAUGACACCGUCGCGUGCCUUCCUGCUGGAUGUGUCGCUGCCAGAGGAUCAUGGUCGCGCAUGCAGUACCUUCUCCAUUCUGGCCGGUCUCGGUGGCUCGAUCGGGUAUGCAAUGGGAGGAAUCAACUGGGAUGAAACGUCGUUCGGCGAGUUCCUCGGCGGCAGUAUCAAAACCGUCUUCACGCUCGUAGUCAUCAUCUUCACCAUCUGCCUCACGAUCAGCUUGACGAGCUUCCGGGAGAUCCCGCUGCCACUGCUUGAGUCGGACGAUCUGCUGCGGCCCCUGACGGAGGCAGCGAUCAAGAAGGAGAAGGCCCGCCGCCAGAACCAAAUUUUUGUGGUGAAAGACGUGAGCAAAGCGCUGACGGCACAGCUGCAGUCGAUCCAGUCGCCGCAGGAUGCCGUACCGCAGAAGAUCAACAACGCGCUGGUCGACGUGGAGCGGGCUCCACGUGGAAAGGAUGAGGUCGAGUUGGUGGAGGAGGAGGACGAGAAUGUGCAGAUGGGCCCGAUGGACUUUAUCAAGAGCAUCGUCAUGAUGCCGAAAUCGAUUGCCGUGCUGUGUCUGACAAAUCUGUUCUGCUGGAUGAGCCAUCUGAGUUACGCGCUGUACUUUACCGACUUUGUCGGGGAGGAGGUGUUUAAGGGAAAUCCGGCGGCACCGUCCAACUCGGAUGAGUACAAGCUGUUCCUGGAGGGCGUUCGGUACGCUUGCUUCGGGAUGGCCAUCUAUUCGAUCUCCUGCUCGACCUGCUCGUUCACGAUCGAGAAGUUGAUUAAGGUGCUGCGGGCGAGGACGGUGUACUGUGGGGGACUGAUUUUGGACGCAAUCGGUAUGGCGUGUAUGGCGUUCUUCCCCAACAAGGUGACGGUGUACGUGCUGAGUGCGACGGGUGGCAUUGUGUACGCGCUGCUGUUCACCAUGCCGUUCCUGCUGCUCGGACAAUAUCACGCGAAAGGCACGUUUAAGGUAGCGAAACCGGGCGCGGAAGUGACACAGGAGCGCAAGCGCGGUCUCGCAACGGACAUUGCCGUCGUCGGCGGCAUGAUCUUCGUGGCGCAGAUCAUUGUCGCGCUCGGCAUGGGAUCGCUCAUCUCCGCCUUCGGCACGACCUCGGUCGUCGUGUUCAGCGCCAGCAUCUGCAGCCUGAUAGCCUCAAUCUGUGCCUCGCAGGUCGUCUACAUGGACCUGUAGCACCUUAGCACGCCUUUGCGUUGUGAUACCAACCGCGGAGGGGUUAUUGCCUACUGACUACUUUUGUCUGCCCGAAAGCGAGCUACUUUAGCACCUUAUUUAAAUCGUGUACAAGGUUCUGGAGGUACUGGACGGGGUUUUGAGAAGGGUUGAGUACGAGAGAGGCUGCUACUGCUUACUGUUUAGCGUGUGUUUUUUUCAGCGCUUAUACACUUUACAAAAUAAAAACUCUCCCCUUUCCAGCCCGCCAUCGCUCCUUUACCAGUGCACUUUUGCAUGUUGUUCCUGGCCUGAAGAGGUGUUUGUGAAGUUUGUGGUUUACGAUACUGUAUUUAUUAAUGCGAUGCUUACGAUUUGUGAAAUAAAAACCUAAUUUUAAACUACUAUUAAA